ACCCUAUACACAGUCAAUUUUCAAGCAUCUUCGGAAAUGUCUGCUCCAAGUGUUUGGUUAAUCACCGGUGCCUCUCGCGGGCUAGGCUUUGAGAUUGCCAAAGCAGCUUUAAAAGCUGGCCAUGUUGUUGUUGCAGGCCGCCGUGGAUCUCAACCAACAGCACAGGUCACGAAACUUGAAAGUCUCGGAGGCGAGUGGAUCGACUUGGAUAUGAAGUCAAGCGACAUUGAGCCAAUCAUCGCCGAGGUUGAAAAACAGUUUGGCCACAUUGAUGUUCUCGUCAACAAUGCCGGAUACGGCGUUGGCGGAACUGUUGAGGAUCUCAGCAUUCAAACGAUUCGAGAGGUUAUGGAAGUGAAUGUGAUGGGCCCUAUUCGAGCCUGCCGUGCCGUUAUACCGGUCAUGCGCCAGCAGGGCGGCGGCACCAUCGUCAACAUUAGCAGCGUGAGCGGUAUCAUUAGCUAUCCAGGAAUCAGCGCUUAUUCCUGCACCAAGCACGCACUUGAAGGCUUCACCGAAAGCCUUUCCAAGGAAAUUGAACCCUUCAAGAUCAGAACUAUUCUUGUUGAGCCCGGUUCGAUGCCUACUGGUUUUCUGGACACCACUCUUUCCGCAGUGACCGCGCCUCGAAGCGAACCCUACCGCGGUACCAUUGCCGAUAUGGUUCUGUCAGCUGCGGCGGGCGGUGAGCUGGUCAAGGCCCAUGGAGGCAGCCCCGUGCUUGCCGCGGCUCGGAUCCUCGAGGCUGUUGACCGGACUGGGGUCUUUGCUGACCGAGACCUCGGUUUGAGACUCCCGCUUGGGAAGGAAACCCAAGAAAUCAUCGAUUGGGGAAAGGAUUUGGCCAAGUGUGCAGAGGAGCUUCAGGACAUUGCUUUGAGCAUCGCCGUCUAA
Molecule: messenger RNA, 894 nt
Organism: Clonostachys rhizophaga
Lineage: Eukaryota; Fungi; Ascomycota; Sordariomycetes; Hypocreales; Bionectriaceae
Source: the annotation of a GenBank genome assembly